Dendronephthya gigantea is the source of this 3180-nucleotide messenger RNA. RefSeq names its product serine/threonine-protein phosphatase 4 regulatory subunit 1-like. Gene Ontology annotation, biological process: protein dephosphorylation. The record is from RefSeq and is a predicted model, not a curated record. NCBI's taxonomy places the organism in Eukaryota, Metazoa, Cnidaria, Anthozoa, Malacalcyonacea, Nephtheidae. Gene Ontology annotation, molecular function: protein binding; protein phosphatase regulator activity. Bases 1 to 3180 code for a protein of 1059 amino acids. The transcript is spliced from 21 exons.
AUGGCGGACAUCAGAUUUCUAGUGGAUGACUACGAGAACGGCGAGGAAGAGCAAGAGGAAGACGGGUUAGAAGGCGCAUCGGAGGAUAACUCAAUGUUGGAAAAAGAAAUUCCUGAAGAGUUUGUCUCGCCACUGACAAAAAUGGAUCGCUAUCUGAACAGCGAGAUCAUUUUUAACAGGCGUAUGGCUGCAAGAUGUGUAUUGGAGUGUUUACGAUCUCUGAAGUCAGACGAGGAUUGCUACCAAGUUCUUCAACUUAUGGUUCGUCUAUCCGAUGAUAUUGAAGCGGCAGUGCGCAUAGAAGUUAUGGAACAAAUUCCACAUGUUGCUGUUCUUUGUGUUGAGCAUCGUGGAUUGCAUUUUGCUAUCCCAAAGUAUAUCCUCCCAGUUGUUGUUCGAUAUCUUACUGAUCCAAACAACCAGGUGCGUAAAACAAGUCAGGCUGCAUUGUUGCUCUUAUUGGAACAAGAAGUUAUAGAUAGAAUUGACGUCGAGCAACAAAUCUGCCCUGUGUUAAUUGAGUUGUGCAGCAUUGAUAGCACAGAUGAUUUCAGAACAGAAGCUGUUACAAUGAUGAGCAAGAUGGCUCCAAUGCUUCCAGUGUUUAUGAAGUUAUGUCAGGAUGGCGUGUGGGGAGUGCGAAAGGCUUGUGCUGAAUGUUUCAUGAAUGUUUCAACGGUCGCAUCAAAAGAAGUGAGAAGAAAUGAACUCGCUCCGCUGUUUAUUAAUUUACUUGGCGACAAGUCACGUUGGGUUCAAAUGGCUGCAUACCAAAGUCUCGGUCCGUUCAUAUCGACAUUCGCAGACCCUCAUAACUCGGGUUUUUUUGUGGAUGAACAAGGGAAACUGUGCAAAUUUGACAUUCCUGUUAAAACGGAGGGCGAGAGCUCAGCUGAACAGGCUGUUGGCUUGGAAAGCGAUGAGAAAAAGAAUGCCGAAAACAACGGUAUGGACGUAAAGACGACUGAUUCUGGGUACAUGUCGCCUCCAGAAGCACAUUUGGAUAACGAACUUCACGAGAACCAAGCUCUGGAUGCCGUCUCGAACGAAUUAUCAGAACUUCGCGUUGGUCAGAAAAUUACGGGACGUGAAAUUGAACUGGAAACCUUUAACUCUUUUAAUUUUUGGCGGGUACCUUUGCCCCAGAUUGGAGAUGAGGGAAAUAGCGUAGGUGGGGAGAUUGUAGCUGAGAAGGGGAACACAGCUAACCCAAAUCAUAACGCGCAAACUCCAGGUAACACGACACGCGAUCCAGCCACGGAGAAUUCAGAGCAGGAAGAUAAAGAGUCCUCGGAAGAUGUCGGAAAGGCGAAUGAUGCAUCCGGGGAUUCAGCCACAGCUAACCCAGGCGCUGAGAUUGAACCCUUGGAGGAUCAAGCCACAGGUAGCCCAGAGGAGAACCCUAACGCUCGAAGACUAGAGUUUGAAGAUUUAGGUAUAUCUGACAUGGAUAUCGAUGAUUGCGAGGAAUUGGAGAGUGACGAAAAGGAUUUAACAUGCAAUGAAAGUGUAAAUGAUUCGCCCAAACGCAUGGCGCCGUUGUCUGGUAUACCAAGUUUGAGAUUUGAUGAUGAUUACCUUCAACCAUAUUCGCCAAACAUGUGCUUCGAUGAUGAUUCUAACCGCGUGCCAAGUCCACCGCGGUCACCUUUACAUAAUCAGGUGGUUAUACCUCAGCCUCUUCUCGACCAUUACAUCUCAAUGACAGAACCUUCAAAAGCUCAAGCCAUCGAUACGGACCUUGCGAAACAUUGUGCGUUUAGUUUCCCAGCCGUUGUCCUCACUCUGGGCGCAAAGAACUGGAGUUGUCUGCGAGAAACCUACGAACUACUUUCGGCCGAUAUGCAGUGGAAAGUUCGACGAACCCUGGCCUUCUCUAUACACGAGUUGUCCCAAAUAUUAGGUGAAGAGAAUACUAGAGUGGAUCUCGUUCCGAUAUUCAAUAAUUUCCUCAAAGAUCUCGAUGAAGUUCGGAUCGGAGUUUUAAAGCAUUUAGCUAGGUUUAUAAAGUUGUUAGCGCCAGAUUUGAGAUCAGGUUACUUGCCGACUUUCUCCGAGUUCCUGACGACAGACAAUGCUAGAAAUUGGAGAUUCCGUUAUGAGCUGGCCGAGCAGUUGAUAAUGUUGGCUGAUGUCUACCAAACUAGCGAAGUUAGCGAUCACAUCUGUCCGAUUGCUUUAACCCUCGGUGCUGAUCGUGUCGCUGAAGUGAGACAGAUUGCUUAUAAAUUGCAUUUUCUUCAGGUUGGUAUAUUAUUACUCAAGCUCAACACGGAUAGUGAUUUGGAAUUACGGAAAAGAUUCACCGAAGAUAUAAUGCAGCAUUUUGCAUCAAGUCAGCAUUGGUUCAGGCGAUUAUCGUAUUGCCAGUUAUGUGAAGUGUUGUUGGAGGCUGACUUUAUAACCGCUGAAAAGUUUGCGAUUGAUUUUCUUCCUCAUUUGCUGACGUAUCAAACAGAUACCAUCGUCAAUGUUAAACUGGCGUUGUCAAGAACGCUGACGCGAGCUGUCAUGGUAACAGAUUAUUUCUGUCGACCGGAGUGCAAAGACAGCGGGAAAGUUUUAGAUGCUAUCGAGAGACUUCAGGCAGACAGCGAUCGAGAUGUCCGAUACUUUGCGGGCCGUCACGAAGAAGUUCCGUACGAAGGCCGAAGAUGUUCCGACGAUCAAACGUACAUGUUACCGACGAGUCGGGAAUCGUUUGAUGACGAAAUGAUGGGGGGGUCGCCGCUCGACGGCGAGUUUGCAGAAAAACAGAUCGAAGCAAAGUUACUUGCCGUGGAGACUACGGACAGGGGAGAUGGAGAGGAGGAACAGGUGGUGUCAGGCAUCCCUCUGGACGUAGUGUCAGGCGUACCUCUGGAGAUGGGCAGUGAUGAGGGGUUCGAAGACGAAGGUCCUGGUGAUGAAGAAAGUGACGAGAGUAGCGAUAGUCAAGAGGAAAAUGGUGAAGAAAGUCCAGUUGACAGUCAAGAGGCUGGUGACGAGACUAGCGUAUUCGAGGAAGAACAGGUAACCCAGCAAGAAGAGGAGUCAAAUAAACAGGAAGAAGAAUUAGAAGAUACACCAAAAUCAAUCAUUCAAACUCGAGCCGAAAUUUUCACCGCUGGGCCAACCUCAGAGAAGCGAUAUACAUUCCUUAUGAUGAAAGACGUUGAUUAUGAACGAACUUUGGUUUAG